AUGGCUCAAGUCGAUACUUUGGACAUUAUUGUCCUCGUCGUCCUCCUCCUGGGCAGCAUUGCCUAUUUCACCCGGGGCACCUAUUGGGGUGUCCCCAAAGAUCCCUAUGCCACCACCGCAAUGAACGGCAGUGCCUCCAAGAAAGGCUCCAGAAAUGUCGUGGAAAAGAUGGAUGAGCUUGAGAAGAACUGUGUCAUCUUCUAUGGUUCUCAAACUGGUACUGCAGAGGAUUAUGCUUCCCGUCUGGCAAAAGAAGGACAUGCCCGUUUCGGUCUCAACACAAUGACUGCGGAUUUGGAAGAUUAUGACUUCGAGAACCUUGAUACCUUCCCAGAUGACAAGAUCGCUUUCUUCGUAAUGGCCACCUAUGGUGAGGGAGAGCCUACUGACAACGCCGUCGAGUUCUGGGAGUUCAUCAACAGUGACCCCCCGUCUUUCUCUGGCGCUGGCUCGGAAGAGAAGCCUUUGGAAAAUCUAAAAUUCGUCGCAUUUGGUCUUGGAAACAACACUUACGAGCACUACAAUCUGAUGGUUCGCAACCUCGAUAAAAUCUUGACCAAACUGGGUGCCAAGAGAAUUGGUGACGCUGGUGAAGGUGAUGACGGUGCCGGUACCAUGGAAGAAGACUUCUUGACCUGGAAGGAGCCCAUGUGGGCUGCUCUCGCCAAAGAGAUGGGUCUUGAGGAGCGUGAGGCCAUCUACGAGCCAGUCUUUGCUGUUGAAGAACGCCCCGAUCUGUCUGCUGAAGACGACACCGUCUAUCUGGGCGAGCCCAACAAGAACCAUCUCGAAGCCAGCCAGAAGGGCCCCUACAACGCUCACAAUCCUUUCAUCGCCCCAAUUGCCGAUUCCAAAGAACUCUUCACCGUCAAGGACCGAAACUGCUUGCACAUGGAAAUCGACGUCUCCGGCUCUGGCUUGUCAUAUACCACUGGCGACCACAUUGCUGUUUGGCCCACCAACGCAGGCAUGGAAGUUGAUCGAUUCGUAAAGACCUUUGGUCUAGAAGACAAGCGACACACGGUCAUCACGUUGAAAGGUCUUGAUCCCACCGCCAAAGUCCCGUUCCCUACUCCUACCACCUACGAUGCUGCCGUUCGCUAUCACAUGGAGAUCUGCGCACCUGUCUCUCGUCAAUUCCUGUCCACCCUGGCUGCCUUUGCCCCGAACGAGACUGCAAAGAAAGAGAUGGCUCGCUUGGGUUCUGAUGCGGACUACUUCAAAGAAAAGGUGGCAACACAAAUGUUGAAUGUUUCGCAGGCCGUUGCGGCCGUCAGCUCUGAGCCCUGGUCCGCCGUUCCCUUCUCUGCCUUGGUGGAAGGCCUCACCAAGCUUCAGCCACGUUACUACUCUAUCUCGUCAUCUUCCCUGGUCCAGCCAGACAAGAUCUCCAUCACCGCCGUGGUCGAGUCUAUCCGCAUUCCUGGCGCAGGUCACAUUGUCAAGGGUGUCACGACCAACUACUUGCUGGCUUUGAAGCAAAAGCAGAACGGAGAUCCCGAGCCAUCGCCCCACGGACUUACUUACUCCAUCACCGGUCCGCGCAACAAGUACGAUGGCAUUCACGUGCCUGUCCAUGUCCGUCACUCCAACUUCAAGCUGCCUUCCAACCCUAGCAAGCCUAUCAUUAUGGUCGGUCCCGGUACCGGUGUUGCGCCCUUCCGAGGAUUCGUCCAAGAACGCGCCGAACAAGCUAAGAAGGGCGAGGAAGUCGGUACAACCGUGCUUUUCUACGGCUGCCGAAGAUCCAGUGAGGAUUGGCUCUACAAGUCGGAAUGGGAUGAAUACAAGCAGGCCCUUGGCGAUAAACUGAUUAUCUUCAAUGCAUUCUCCCGAGAAGGUCCGAAAAAGGUCUACGUGCAACAUCACAUCAAAGAAAAUGGCAAAUUGAUCAACGACUUGCUUCAGCAAAAGGCCAACUUCUACGUCUGUGGUGAUGCUGCUCACAUGGCCCGAGAAGUCAAUGAGGUCCUCGGACAGAUCAUCGCCGAAGAACGAGGAGUCGAUGCAGCCAAGGCAGAGCAAGUGGUCAAGAGCAUGCGUAGCAGUGGUGUCUACCAGGAAGACGUUUGGUCGUAG
Exophiala viscosa is the source of this 2079-nucleotide messenger RNA. RefSeq names its product NADPH-cytochrome P450 reductase. The record is from RefSeq and is a predicted model, not a curated record. The transcript is spliced from 2 exons. Lineage: Eukaryota; Fungi; Ascomycota; Eurotiomycetes; Chaetothyriales; Herpotrichiellaceae. Gene Ontology annotation, cellular component: cytosol. Gene Ontology annotation, molecular function: NADPH-hemoprotein reductase activity; FMN binding; flavin adenine dinucleotide binding. Bases 1 to 2079 code for a protein of 692 amino acids.